Molecule: messenger RNA, 3106 nt
Organism: Dermochelys coriacea (leatherback sea turtle)
Lineage: Eukaryota; Metazoa; Chordata; Testudines; Dermochelyidae
Product: inverted formin-2-like
Exons: 16
Coding region: 603-2417 (604 amino acids)
Molecular function (GO): actin binding
Source: RefSeq, a predicted model, not a curated record
UUGUUAUCAGUAUAAAAGGUACUGGCUUUUUAGGAUGAGAGUUGAUUGGAUUACUUUAGAAUUGUUAGGGCCUUAGAAUAGGACUGGGAACCGGUAAAUUUCUGGGUUCUAAUCCUAACUCUAUCAUUGACUUGUGUAUCCCUUUGCAAAUUAAUUAAUUAAUGUUAAUCCAGAACUUUGGAAAUACAAAGCAUUAUAUAAAUACUAAGUCUUCAGUCCAACAAACAUGCCUGAGAAGAACUUUACUCAUAGUGACAUUAAAGUCAAUGGUGCUACUCACAUGUGUGUUAAGCCUGUGCAUAAGUGCAUGAUCAGAGCCGUUGUUAUUGCUGCUACAUAAAUUAUUUAAAGGAGUAGAUGUUUACCUGCAAUCCUUAGAGAAGUCUUCCUACUGCCUACAGAUCUCGCUUCCUUGCCAUUUGAAGUGCAAUAGGCAGUGUUUCCACCUGCUUUCCUCUUGAGUCUGCCAUUGAGACAGCUAUGUUCUCUAGGUGAGAGAGGCAAUAGGGAUCAGUGGAUAGGCCACUAGACUGGGAGUCAGGAGACCAGAAGUCUACUUUCAUUCUGCUACCUCAAAAUAAGAAAACAACAUUGAGGAAGCCAUGGAGGGACUUCCAGCACACAAGAAAUGUCCAAAUAGUAACAAGGUGGCACAAAAUAAAUUGGUGCAAAAAGUGAACAAGUGUAUUCAAGUUGAUGUGGACUUAGAAGAAGAGUACCUCAGUGAAGAUCAGAACACUGCUACAACUAUCUACCCUCCAGAAACACCAACCCUUUCACGGCAGCCACUAAGAACUUCAGAGAACUCUCUGUCUUCCCAGCUACUGGCCUGUUCAGCACUGCCAAGGCAGUGUGCACCUCCACUUCCUGCUCUGCCACCGUCACUCCUGCCCCCGCCACCACCUCUGUGGCCUUGCGUUGGGCGAAGUAUGGGACUCAUGCCUCCCUCUUAUCCCCCAUCAUGCAGUAAUACUGCAUGUGAUGGUGCUUCUUCUGGACAUGAAAGCCAGCCUUGUCCUAAGAAGGUAAAGACACCAACAUUACGAAUGAAACCAUUUGACUGGCAGAAGCUUCCCUUGGAUGUGGUGAGAGAAAGUCGCUCCAUGUGGGCUUCAGUGACCAGCAGCAGCAAUGACUUUAUAGAGCCUGAUUACACAAGCAUAGAGCAACUCUUCUGUGUUUCACAAACAAGCCCCAAGGAGACAGCAGUACCCAAAAUAAAGGAACCAAAAGAGAUCACAUUUAUAGAUAUGAAGAAAAGCCUUCUCUUGAACAUAUUUUUGAAGCAAUUUAAAUGCUCGAAUGAGGAGGUUGCUGGCAUGAUUGAGAAAGGGGACAGGACCAAGUUUGAUGCUGACACUCUGAAGCAGCUAAUUAAGCUACUGCCUGAAAAGCAUGAGAUAGAGAGCCUGAAAUCCUGCAAAGAAAAAGCAAAACUAGCAAAUGCAGACCAAUUUUAUCUCCUGCUCCUUGGGAUUGCUAGCUACCAGUUGCGAAUUGAAUGUAUGCUGUUAUGUGAAGAGACAAGCAGUCUAUUGGAUUUGCUGUGGCCCGAAGCACACAUGAUCAGGAGAGCCUGUGAAACUCUUCUUACCAGUCACCGGCUGCCCAUUUUCUGUCAGUUGAUUCUUAAAGUUGGAAAUUUUCUGAACUAUGGGCGUCACACUGGAGAUGCUGGUGGUUUUAAAAUUAACGCUUUGCUCAAACUAACUGAAACCAAAGCAAACCAAACUCGUAUUACUCUGCUCCACCAUAUUUUGGAGGAAAUCGAAAAAAACCACGCGGAUCUACUACAGCUUCCCAGUGACCUUGAAUGUGUUUCAAAGGCAGCAGGAACCAACUUUGAAGUUAUGAAGGCAGAGACAGAUGCCCAUUUAAAGAAACUUUUGAAAAUUGAGCAUAACAUGUCAUCAAUAGGUGAUUUAAAAGCACAGUAUGGAAAAUCUAUUCAAGGCCAUAUAAACCUUUCAAAAGAACUGGAGGAGGAGCUUGGCACCAUUGCAAAGAAGGCGGCAGAACUUGCGGAUUACCUCUGUGAAGAUCGAAAUAAAUUGUCAUUAGAAGAUGUGUUUAACACAAUGAAAACCUUCAGGGAUUUAUUUAUCAAGACACUAAAGGAAAACCAAGAAAGGAAAGAACAAGCUACAAAGGCAGAGAAAAGAAAGAAAUUACUUGAAGAGGAGGAAGCUAAGCGUCAAAAAGGAGAAUAUGGAAAGAUUAUUCAAAAAGGAGAUGUGAGACCAGAAGCAUGUGUCCCUGAUGCCUUAUUAGCAGAUAUAAGGGAAGGCUUUCAGCUAUGGAAAACUACUAGGAACAAGUCUAAGCCAGAAAUUGUUCCCAAAACCUCACCUACUGAAACUGGUAAAAUUCCAAUUGUCUUCAGCAAGAAAGUACUUCAGCGUUUGGUCCUUAAAUAAUAAACUCGGAGAUGUCAAAAUGGUCAGCAUCAAUUGGAGAAGUGUGACUAAUUGUUCACCCUUAUCUACUACUUACAAUGGUGGAAGAUUCGAAGCUGCAAGUGAAACCAGUUGAAGGGAAAUGUAGUUUUGUUGUUUGCUUCUUCUUUUCUCUUUGAUCAUUGAUUUGCAGUGAUAAAGUGUAAUAGUGGUGAACAAGUACAAAGAACAGGCUCCAGGAAACAAGAUACAGAAACUGAGUGUCUGAUCAUUAGUACUUUGAAAUAUAAUGUAAAAUUGAAUCUUGACUGUUUAUUAAUGGAGCAUCAUUUAAAAAUAGGUAUACAUUGUAUUGUUUUCUAUUUGUACUUGAUGCAUAUUUUGUUCUUGUCUUUGUUCAUCUCAGUACAAUGCUAAAAAAAGUUGCCUGUUGUGUAUGUUUUGUUUUCUAUUAAGAAAAAAUGGUCAUUCUUUUACUAAACUGAGCCCUCCUGGUCUCUCUAAGCAUACCCCUUAGCUCUCAAGCCUCUAGAGGUCACCUGUCUCUCAGGAUGCAAUCACAUGAUUCUCUCACUCUCAGACCUGGCUCUGGGUUGCAAUCCCUUGGUACUAACUGUGAUUAUCUCAUCAGGUCUGACCUAGACACAGACCCUGCAGUCCUGUAUCUUCCAGGGCAAUGACCGUGAUAAUCAGUGACCAAACAGCCUUCU